This is a messenger RNA of Dicrocoelium dendriticum, 435 nucleotides long. The record is from the annotation of a GenBank genome assembly. NCBI's taxonomy places the organism in Eukaryota, Metazoa, Platyhelminthes, Trematoda, Plagiorchiida, Dicrocoeliidae.
AUGCGAUCAGCACUCUGUCUCUGGUUCAUACUGCUUCUUAGAUUUAAUUAUUCCUUUUCUAUAAUACUUGUUAGAAAGCUUGGAAGCAAUUCUUCGAUAACUUACUUUAAUGACGAGCAGGCCAGAUUUGGACCUGGAAUUAAGGAGGACUCUCCUGUUAUGGUACGCCUAAUAAUUAACCUAAUUUAUUCGCAGGGUCGAAUAUUUGCAUCUGAGCCCAUUGAGGGUUGUGUGGACAACAUCAGCCUUCCUAUAAACCAUUCGCGAUACGCAUUACCCUUCAUAUGCUUAAUUAAGCGGGGUAACUGCACUUUCGAUUACAAGGCUCGGGCUGCACACCGCGGAGGGUAUGUGGCUGCAGUCAUUUACAAUCACCUUGGGGAUGAUAUUUUCCCCAUGGCAUCUCAGUCUAGUAUGUACGUCAAUUUGAACUGA